Fomitopsis serialis is the source of this 1359-nucleotide messenger RNA. RefSeq names its product G-protein alpha subunit. The coding region runs from base 1 to 1359 and encodes 452 amino acids. Gene Ontology annotation, molecular function: G-protein beta/gamma-subunit complex binding; GTPase activity; guanyl nucleotide binding. The transcript has 14 exons. Gene Ontology annotation, cellular component: heterotrimeric G-protein complex. Gene Ontology annotation, biological process: adenylate cyclase-modulating G protein-coupled receptor signaling pathway. NCBI's taxonomy places the organism in Eukaryota, Fungi, Basidiomycota, Agaricomycetes, Polyporales, Fomitopsidaceae. The record is from RefSeq and is a predicted model, not a curated record.
AUGGCCUCCUCUUCCCUCUUCGCCUCAGCCGACGCAGACGACCCUCUCGCCAAACAGCAGAAGGACGCGCAGGCCGUCAGCCACAGAAUCGACGAGGACAUCCAGGAGAGCCGCAAGGCGUUCGAGCGCAGGAAGAAGGCCAUCAAGAUCCUCCUCCUCGGCAGAGUCGGCAAGAGCACCACCCUCAAGAACUUUCAGCUCGCCUUCUCCCCGCAGCACUUUCGCAGCGAACGCGCCGCCUGGCGCACCAUCAUCCAGCUCAACCUUAUCCGAUCCAUCAAGCGCCUCCUCGAGGUCCUCCAGCAGGAACUCGACGAGUCCACCCAGCCCCUCCGCACCGGCGCCCCCGACAAGGGCAAGGGCAAGGCCGCCACCGUCCGCUUCAGCACCUCGCCCCUCACCGACCAGCACCGCCGCAUGCGCAUGCGCCUCUCCCCGCUCCUCCCCAUCGAGGAGCAGCUCACCCGCAGGCUCCUCCCCGACGCCAACGACCGCCUCCAGGACGUCUGCGUCCGCGCCGGCAGCGGCUGGAAGGGCCUCCUCGCCGGCAUCCAGCAGGACGGCGGCGCAGACGGCCAGGCCAGGGCCAAGGAGCCGCGGCGGCCGAGCACGGCCGAGGGCCGCAGGGACGACCCGACCGCCGUGCUCGCCGCGUGCAGGGACGACAUCAUCGCGCUCUGGGAGGACCCCGUCGUGCGCGCCGUGCUGAAGCGGAGGGGGGUGCGGCUGCAGGACAUGCCCGGCUUCUUCCUGAACGACGCCGCGCGGAUCGCGACGAUGGGCUACGACCCGACAGACGAGGACAUCGUCCGCGCGCGGCUGCGCACCCUCGGCGUCGAGGAGCACAGGUUCACGAUGGAGAGCGGCGCGCUCCCAGGCUCGGAGUGGUACAUCUACGACGUCGGCGGGAGCAGGAACAACCGCCCGAUGUGGAUCCCGUACUUUGACGACAUCCAGGCGAUCAUCUUCCUCGCGCCCCUCGCGUUCAACCUCAUGCUCGAGGAGGACACCAAGGUCAACCGCCUGGAAGACUCGAUCAUGCUGUGGAAGGAGAUCUGCCAGAACCCGCUCCUCGCCAAGACGACGCUGAUCCUGUUCCUCAACAAGGCGACGCUCGCGGCAGGGAUCCGCGUGAACAAGUACGUCCCCAGCUACGGCGACCAGCCGAACGACGUCCAGCACGUCACGAAGUACUUUAGGGACAAGUUCCGGGGGUACCACAAGCGGCUGUCGCCGCAGGCGCGCUCCUUCUAUUGGCACGAGACGUCGGUCGUCGACACCCGCUCGACGGCGGCGAUCCUCGUUGGCGUGAGGGAGGGCAUCCUGCGCGCACACCUGCAGAGCGUGAACGUCAUCUAG